Molecule: messenger RNA, 330 nt
Organism: Seminavis robusta
Lineage: Eukaryota; Bacillariophyta; Bacillariophyceae; Naviculales; Naviculaceae
Source: the annotation of a GenBank genome assembly
AUGAUGGACGAUAUAAUGGAUUCUGACUCUGAUGUUGAAUCGAUUGUCGAGAUGAAGCAACCAGCCAAGAAGCAACCAGCCAAAAAUCAAUCAGUCAAGAAGGAAACAGUCAAGAAGGAACCAGCCAAGAAGGAACCAGCCAAGAAGGAAACAAAGAAGGAAGAAAAGCAGAAAGCCGCUCCCAAGAAAGCUCCAGCAAUCAAGACCAACAACAACAACAAGAAGAAAGUGACCAAAACUGUUGCCACCACCAAAACUGCUGCUGCCACCACGGCUGCUUCUCGUCGUUCCGGUCGCCGCCACAAGCCUGUCACCAAGUUUGAUGCCUGA